UUCUAAUUUCAUUUAAUGUUUCAGCCGCCUAAAAAGGACACAAAAGGAUCUUCAAAACAACCACAAAAAACACAAAAGAAAAAAGAGGGAGGAUCUGGUGGCAAAGCCAAGAAAAAGAAGUGGUCCAAAGGAAAAGUACGUGACAAGUUAAACAAUCAAGUAUUGUUUGAUAAAAGUACAUAUGAAAAAUUGCUGAAGGAAGUACCACAAUACAAAUUGAUCACGCCAUCCAUUGUUAGUGAAAGGUUAAAGAUUCGUGGGUCACUUGCAAGGAGGGCAUUGAUUGAAUUGCAACAAAAGGGACUUAUUAAACAAGUUGUACAGCAUCAUGCACAGUUAAUUUACACACGUACUACUAAGGGUGACGAUCCAGCUGCGUAAUUUGUUUUUACGCAAUGUAUAAUACCAUUUAAUAAAAAACAUCUAUAAAUAUAAAUAU
Molecule: messenger RNA, 439 nt
Organism: Apis florea (little honeybee)
Lineage: Eukaryota; Metazoa; Arthropoda; Insecta; Hymenoptera; Apidae
Gene: RpS25
Product: ribosomal protein S25
Source: RefSeq, a predicted model, not a curated record